CUUUUCUGAUCGUACCUCUCGAAAGAACCAGAAGUGGCGGCGGGUUUUUGUUCAUCGAUGCAGCCAUCAUUAGACGGACACUGCAACACUAUAUUGGACAACAUGCGGGAAGCGGUAUCCGUACACCGUGAAACAACCUGAGGAAACUCAUUCCGCUCUGAGGAUCAUUUACAACACCGUCCCGUCGUCAAGAUCAACAUGGGCAACACACCUUGAAUUCUUCUGCUCGGAUAUACUCUCUACGCCCGCCCCAGAGUCUGAAGAUACCGUCGUGUCUUGAAGGAGGUAAAGCUUUGCAGCGCAAAUUUGCAAAAACAAUGCUACCCACGCCCUCGACCUCUCACGUAUCCUACGACACUAUCUACGAGCCGGCCGAGGACUCGUACCUAUUCCUUGAUUCGCUCUCCUCGUCUUCAGAGACAAGCUGGCUUCAUUCUCGAUUCUCCUCACCACCUGCUCCUUUCCUAGCCGAACUCGGCCCCGGCUCAGGCGUGAUAAUCGCCUUCCUGACCGCCCACGCCCGGACCAUCUUCGGCACCGACAUUCUCAGUCUGGGCGUCGACGUCAAUUCGCACGCAUGCUUAGCGACGCGAACCACUGCAGAGACGGCCCUCGUCGAAAACAGGAGCGGGGGCGUCUAUCUCUCUUCCUUGACCGGUGACCUCACCACGCCCCUACGGCCACGGGAGGUUGACAUUCUGGUCUUCAAUCCGCCCUAUGUGCCUACCGACAGUGUCCCCGCCUUUCCAGCCAAAAGCCACGCAACGGGAAAAGUCACGUUCGAAGAAUCUUCACAUCUGCUGUCGCUAUCCUACGCUGGAGGGACGGACGGCAUGGAAGUCACCAAGCGGCUGCUGGCCCAGAUCCCUGAUAUUCUCAGUCAGCGAGGCGUGGCGUACGUCUUAUUCUGUCGCGGUAACAAGCCCGAGGAGGUCAAGGCUUGCAUCGGGAAUUGGGCAGCUAGUGAGGAGUGGAAUUGGUGCGCUGAGACGGUGGGAACAAGUGGCAAGAGGGCUGGCUGGGAGAAAUUGGAGAUCGUGAGAAUAUGGAGGGCACGAAUUGAUGGAAGUUGAAUUGACGUCCGGAAUAUAGCGCGAGAACCAUACCACGCCAUAUAAGGCGGAUCAGGUUCAGUCGCAGAAUCUUAUUCAUCGUCCAAG
Molecule: messenger RNA, 1160 nt
Organism: Exophiala xenobiotica
Lineage: Eukaryota; Fungi; Ascomycota; Eurotiomycetes; Chaetothyriales; Herpotrichiellaceae
Exons: 1
Coding region: 318-1073 (251 amino acids)
Biological process (GO): methylation
Cellular component (GO): eRF1 methyltransferase complex
Molecular function (GO): S-adenosylmethionine-dependent methyltransferase activity; nucleic acid binding; protein methyltransferase activity
Source: RefSeq, a predicted model, not a curated record